GUGGAGCGUGUUCGGAAGGCAGUGGUCCUCCCAGCAGCUGCCUCGCCUUCUCCCGUGGAGCCCAGCACGAGUGGAAGGAAGGAGCCACCCAAUCCGCCUCUGGACCUGGGCAUUAACGCGUCGUUCCUCUUGGCUGGAAAGCUCCCAUUGCGCCCUGCGGGGAGAGCGGGCAUGUCGGUGGCGGGGCUCAAGAAGCAGUUCCACAAGGCCAGCCAGCUAUUCAGCGAAAAGAUCAGUGGAGCUGAAGGAACAAAACUGGAUGAUGAUUUUCAAGAGAUGGAAAGGAAAAUUGAUGUCACAAGCAAAGCUGUGGCAGAGCUUCUCUCAAGGUCUACUGAAUACCUCCAACCCAAUCCAGCCUCCAGAGCCAGACUGGGUAUGUUGAAUACAGUGUCCAAGAUUCGAGGACAAGUUAAAACUACCGGCUACCCACAGACAGAAGGCCUCCUGGGGGACUCCAUGCUCAGAUAUGGGCGAGAACUAGGAGAUGAGUCUACUUUUGGUGCUGCACUUAUCGAUGUGGGGGAAAGCAUGAAGCAGAUGGCUGAAGUGAAAGACGCCUUGGACAUCAGUGUCAAGCAGAACUUCAUCGACCCUCUACAGCUGUUGCAAGACAAAGAUUUAAAGGAGAUUGGACACCAUCUGAAGAAACUAGAAGGACGGCGUUUAGAUUAUGAUUACAAAAAGAAACGUAUUGGGAAGAUACCAAAUGAGGAGGUUAAGCAAGCUGUAGAAAAGUUCCAAGAGUCCAGAGAGUUGACAGAACGGAGCAUGUUCAACUUUUUAGAGAACGACAUAGAGCAAGUGAGCCAAUUGCUAGUCUUCGUAGAAGCUGCACUAGACUAUCAUAAGCAGUCCACGAAUAUUUUAGAGUUCUUACAAAGCAAGCUACAAGACAGGAUAAAUGUAGCAUCAAGUCGCCCAAGACGGGAAUUCAAGCCAAAGCCAGUAAGAAGAAGGCCACUGGAAGUAAGGAGAAACCAGCAGCACAAUGGGAUUUCGUUCAUCCCACUAAUAAAGUCAUCAGGUUCUUCGUUGCACAUGGACCAGCCUUGCUGCCAAGCCUUGUAUGACUUUGAGGCAGAAAACGAAGGGGAGCUUGGCUUUAAAGAAGGGGACAUCAUCACAUUGACCAGUCAGAUUGAUGAGAACUGGUAUGAAGGCAUGUUACGUGGCAAAUCGGGCUUCUUCCCCAUCAAUUAUGUUGAAAUUGUGGUGCCCUUGCCGCAUUGAGUACUCCCUGGCAUUCACGUUGCAGAUGCAGCCUUGUGACUCGGCCCUGUCUUCGCUUGGAGUCGUCUUUUAAAACGUGUGGCAUUCUGUGAAAGCCUUGCUUCUUUUAACUUGACUUUUUAUAUGCGUCUUUUAAACAUGUAUUUAUUUGCAUACGUGUAGUUUGUACAGACAAAGAGCUUCGAUUUUGCAAAAAUGAUCUUGGACUCCUUCGCUUUGUGCCUUGAAGAUUUCUUGUAUGAGGUAUUGACGAAUCGCUCAGCUGUUGCUCCCAAGUGCAUUUUUUUUCCAUCCAGGAAUAUCAAACUUGUGGUAGGGUUUGCUUUUGGGUAAAACCGAUGAUCAUUAAGCCAUCCUUGCGACCUUUAAAUGAAUUGUGAAAAGCUUGUACCUCUUGUGCCCUGUGCUUUGCCAAAGGGUAGAAUCCUGGUCUCCGGUGAUCGUCCUCUGUACUGUCAAUUUUUUAUUCUUCACUGACCAAAUGUUAAUAAACAGUGUGGUGUUUCCA
Anolis carolinensis (green anole) is the source of this 1741-nucleotide messenger RNA. It is a transcript of the gene sh3gl3, whose product is annotated as SH3 domain containing GRB2 like 3, endophilin A3. The coding region runs from base 172 to 1233 and encodes 353 amino acids. The record is from RefSeq and is a predicted model, not a curated record. NCBI's taxonomy places the organism in Eukaryota, Metazoa, Chordata, Lepidosauria, Squamata, Anolidae. Gene Ontology annotation, biological process: synaptic vesicle uncoating; endocytosis. The transcript is spliced from 9 exons. Gene Ontology annotation, cellular component: cytoplasm; presynapse; glutamatergic synapse. Gene Ontology annotation, molecular function: protein binding.